Messenger RNA from Tuber melanosporum (Perigord truffle), 162 nucleotides. RefSeq lists its product as uncharacterized. NCBI's taxonomy places the organism in Eukaryota, Fungi, Ascomycota, Pezizomycetes, Pezizales, Tuberaceae. Bases 1 to 162 code for a protein of 53 amino acids. The transcript has 2 exons. The record is from RefSeq and is a predicted model, not a curated record.
AUGCACCGACUUUAUUAUAAAGAUGGAUCAACCAGAUACUCAAUAAGUACCUCGACAUAUAUUGUAUUGUAUAAUACGACUGUACUUAUCUAUGGGAAAACCUGCAACAACAUCAGAGGGAUGUCAGCAACAUUAUGGCUGCAAUACAAGAAUCAGGAAUGA